Messenger RNA from Mycena citricolor, 6635 nucleotides. Lineage: Eukaryota; Fungi; Basidiomycota; Agaricomycetes; Agaricales; Mycenaceae. The record is from the annotation of a GenBank genome assembly.
CUGCCAUGUUUGGGGGUCGUGCUGGUAAAAGAGAUUGAUUUUGGUUGCGUUUGGGCAGUGAGACUGCUUUCAGGCGCGAGACAAGACGUGCGUCGUGGUUGACCAGGCGAUGCCUAUAUUAAUGAACGUCAUCAUCAUUGGAUCAGCAAUUCGAUGAUAAGAUAAUUUGGGAUAUUCAAUCUCAGGCACGUGACAACUAUCUCUUCGCGCCCUUGACUCGACUUGGAUAUCGACCCAAACGCGAGAAACGGACAACGAUCACGAAUUAUACAGCAUCUUUGCUUCGAGGAACACGUCGCCGACACGACUGCCCACGUCCCAACUCCUACCAGCUCUUGGCGAAGACAUCCUCAUAAAUCCGUGCUCGUCUGCGAUACUCAACUGAAUAUUCAUCUGAUGUCUCCCCCGCCGCCUCUCCUCACCGUCACCGGGGACACAGGGAGCCCAGGAUCCUCCGUCUUCGAUCUGCCGACACAAAACGCGCCUCCCCCACAUCGACACUCUACCACGACUAUGCCAUCCUCACGCACUCUCGAAGACGCAACACCGGCCGAGAAUGCCUUGGCAUACGUGGUCAUAUCCGGAGGAACAGGCGGCAAUGCGAUCUGUUCGGCAUUCGGCUCGAGCGCCUGCUAUGUGCUGCCAGUGUCCGACGACGGCGGUUCUUCAUCCGAAAUCAUCCGUGUCCUGGGCGGACCGUCGAUCGGGGAUAUACGAUCGCGCCUGGUGCGUCUGAUUCCGAAUGACAGCCCCAGCUCUCCGCUGCAUGCGAUCCGGACUCUGCUCGCAUACCGACUGCCCGCGCACUACUCUGAGCGCGAGGCGCGGGAGGAAUGGAGAGACAUCAUUGAGGGUCGCAGUCCACUGUGGAAUGGGAUUCCUAUUGAUCGCAAGGAGACCAUCCGGGGCUUCUUGGUGCACUUUGAAAGCGAGCUUCUGAAGCGGGCGCACAAGAACUUUACCUUUGUGAAUGGCAGUAUCGGGAACUACUUCCUCGCUGCGGCACAGGGAUUCUUUCGUUCCCUGCCUGCUUCUAUCUUCCUUUUCUCCUCGAUAACGAACAGUCAAGCCAACAUUCUACCGGUCAUAGUGACCAAUCACACCGUCACCAUUGCCGCUGAAUUGGAGAACAGCGAGAGGCUUGUGGGGCAAUGCGAGAUCUCACAUCCUGUCGUAUCGAACCAGGAGCGUGGGCCCGGUUCGGAUCCCAUGUCUCCUAUGGAUGGAAUGGCGGAAGUUGUCUCCCAGGGACGGAAUGUCAUGUUCGAGCAAAACGACAAGCACGACUAUCAGCCACUCGCCUCGCGCAUCGCACGUCUCUACUACAUGAACGCGUAUGGUUUUGAGAUACAUCCGACGCCUAAUCCCGAUUACCUCUCCGCUCUUGCGACGAAGGACGUCCUCGUGUAUUCUUGCGGCUCUCUGUGGACGAGUAUUAUUCCCUGUCUAGCACUCCGAGGCGUCUCAGCCGCGAUUGCCAGGUCGCGCACUCUGCGAGCCAAAGUUCUCCUGCUCAACGCAAAGAACGAUCGUGAGACCGAGGGCUACUCAGCUGUGGACUACAUCACGUCGAUAGCGAGGACCUUGAAUUCCCAUUACGGUCCUCCGUCAUAUGGGCUUGCGUUUGGGAGCAGCACCACGUUCCCCGUGUCAGCAUUCAUUACAGAUCUUGUGUUUCUGAAAGGAACCCAAGUGUUCGUUGACCGAAAGACGAUCUCGGCGAUGGGCGUGAGAUGCAUAGAGGUAGAGGGGUCCGGAGAUAAUGUGUUUGACACUGUCACCGUCAGAGAGGCUCUUGACGAGGUCGUCCGGAUGGAGAGAUGAGCGACUUGCAGUCUCUUGCAGUUGGGCAAUCUCAACCGAUUGUCGUGUGACGUUCCCCCGGCAAUCAAUUUCCCCGCGGCGGAUCGCAGAGCCGAUUUUACUCCGAUCUGCCAUGAGCCUGGAUUACGGACGGUCAUGCAUCAUAGUAAUACUCCAACGCGUCGUCGGCAAACAGCAUCUCUUCUUCGUUUGCACUACGUGAAUGCUUAAACGCUCUGGACGCUGUCUCUCUGCAUCGAAACAUAUCAUUUAACGUCCCCCUAUUGAACCAGAAAUUCGCAUACAACAACUCCCAUGGCGGAUGUACUACAGUUGGCAGGAGUGCCCACGACUCGAGAACAGAGCAGAGAUUUGAAAACAGUACGAGCGGACCUGACACAUGAGGUCAUGAACGGUACUUCUCCAAAAGACGACAAGGGAGACGACCAAGUCAUUGUCGUUCGUCCGGAUCCAGUUUACGAACCCGUCCUCCCGAACGACCACGACACCGACGACGAUAUUUCCAUCCAGAUCGAAGAGCCCACGGAAGCAGAGGCGUCGCUUACGGGCAGCGUUCUCCUCCCCUCAGAUCCCCAAGCUCCGUGCUCAGCUCCCGAUGGGGCUGAAGAUGAAACCAACCAGCCAGGCCAGCGGCGGACAUUAGUCCGCUUCCGAUCUCGCGUGCGCAUCACCUCUGGCAUGCACCGUCACUCCCGCACGGCCCACCGCCACUUCUCAUCGUCCUCGUCGUCCUCAUUAGCGCCUUCCUCGCGUGCCAGUUCGCCGUCGUCGUCUAUCUCCGCACCGCUCCGGCCUACGCCUACCCCCGAGACGUCGUCUCCCGGAUGGGGAACACUCGGGACUCGGGUUAGCCUUUUCGCCCGUGCGAGGCGGAAACUCGCGCCAGGGGAGACGACGGGCGUGGGACGCGGAGAGGGGGAACCGCUCCUGGCUGAUGGGGCACCCCCGUCGUAUUCGUCCACCCGGGGCAGGAGGAACAGCGACGAGUCCGAUAGGUCAAGUCAGGAAGAUGAUGAGGCGACCUUGUCCCGCCAGAUUGAUUUGAUGUUUGGAAAGUGGCCGUGGAGAUUGUUGAACGCGCAUUGGUGGUGGUGGCAGUUGGAGCCAAUAGUGUGUUGCGGCUGCUUGGACGAAGAAUACGACUAGCAGCUCCAGUCGCCUGGAUCUCUUUCUCAUUUGGGAAUCAUCACGUAGUGGUACAUACUCCAGGGCCGUCGAUCUUAUACCCUUUGUUCGGUUUGCAUACGGUAAUAAUCGCCUGUGCUCCUCUCUAUCUUCGUCAAGUAGGACCACGUAUCGGUCAAAGCUGGGCCACACAGAGCAGCACCAAUCUCAUUCGUACUAUUCCUAAUCUGCAUCUGUCACUGAUGUGACAUUUCGCGUCUCGCCUCUCCCCCUCGCCUCGCCUGGCCCCAGCACGCCACUAACUAGCAUCCUUCAGUGCGAGAGAAACGACUCUCCUUCAGGGGCUUUUCUAAGCCGACUCGCGUUCCCUCAAGUCGACCAUCUCAUAAACCAAUCCUUCGCCCGAGCAUGUCAACCGCCAAGGCUCGCACUGCAUACGCCAAAGCCAUCCUCGGCCCCGAACUGCACAGUAAGCUCGGAGAAACUAAAGUGCUCGUAGUCGGCGCGGGAGGAAUUGGAUGCGAGCUGUUGAAAAACAUCGUGCUGACGGGGUUCGGAAAGAUCACGCUGCUGGACCUCGAUACGAUCGACCUCUCCAAUCUGAACCGGCAGUUUCUGUUUCGCAAGAAGGACGUGAAGCAGAGCAAAGCUUUGGUUGCCGCUCAAACAGCUGCCCCGUUCAACCCUAACGUGCAAAUCACACCUAUCUACGGCAACAUCAAGGAACAGCAAUACGACAUUGAGUGGUUCUCGCAGUUCGACAUCGUGCUCAAUGCACUGGACAACCUCGAUGCUAGACGACAUGUGAAUAAGAUGUGCAUCGCGGCUCAGAUUCCUUUAGUGGAAAGUGGGACAGCCGGCUAUCUUGGCCAAGUCCAGCCCAUCUUGAAGAAUACGACUGAAUGCUUCGACUGUAUACCCAAGCCUACACCAAAGACCUUUCCUGUAUGCACUAUCCGCUCGACACCUAGUCAGCCGAUCCAUUGUAUUGUUUGGAGCAAGAGCUAUCUCAUGGGACAACUGUUUGGUGAAGACGAAGAUGCCGUCGGGGAACUGGAUGACGCAGAAAAACAAGGCGAAAACGAUACAGCCCAAGAGAUUGCCACCCUGCGUCGUGAGGCUCAAGCGUUCACGGCUGUGCGCGAGGCUUUGCGCUCGCCGGCAUCUCAUACUGCUGCGAAAGACGUGUUCAACAAGGUCUUCAAUGCGGACAUCAAAAACUUGUUGAUUAUGAAGGACAUGUGGCGGUCGCGUGCGCCGCCAGUUCCCCUGGACUUCGAUGCGAUCGUAGACGGGUCGUUCGUGCUUCGUGAGGUGUCAUCCACUGCCGUGUCGUCCGCCCCAGCUCCUUCUAUGACAGUCAAAGAUCAGAAGCAGCUUUCCUUGAGAGAUAAUGUGAUGCUCUUCGCUUCCAGCGUCGAAAGGCUAUCCAAGCGUUUACAAGCAGGGGAAGCAACGAUAGCGUUCGACAAGGAUGACGAUGACGCGCUCGAUUUCGUGACUGCCACCUCGAAUCUCAGGUCUGCGGCAUACGGUAUCACAGGGAAGACGCGUUGGGAGGUCAAAGAGAUGGCGGGCAACAUCAUCCCUGCGAUCGCGACGACCAACGCAAUCGUAUCCGGGCUGAUCGUGUUGCAGGCACUCAAAAUUCUGCGCCGGUCGUACGACAAACUGCGGAACGUGCAUUUGCAAGUGAAGCCGUCUGUGCCGCUCAGCACGAUCAACCUGUGCCCACCAAAUCCGUCGUGUGGGAUCUGCGGUGACACCUACACGCAGGUGUUGUGCGAUCCGCGGCGGGCGCUGUUGGGCGACAUCGUCAAGGGCGUGAUGGGAGGCGACAGCCGAGACGUGAGCGUUUACGAGGACAAACGCGUCCUCAGCGAUCCUGAUUGGGAAGACAAUCUGGAUCGCACGCUGGCGAGCCUGAAUGUGGCGAGAGGGAUGUUCCUGAGCAUCGUCGAUGACGAGGGAGAGCUUGCUACGAUUUCCGUCGCGUUGGGUGUCUUGCCGGCUGACCAUCCUCGGGAUCUGCCGCCGUUCAUCUUACCUGAUCCCUUGCCAUCACCGCCUGUCAAAGUGAAAGUUGCCCCGCCGAUGCCCAUGACACCGAUCAAAGUACCCCAAAAACGAGCUGCACCAGACGACGAAGGCUUUGAUGACGUCAUUGAUCUCGCGCCGACACCGAAACGGGCCAGGAUUGCUGAUGUCAAGAGCCCGAGUAAGAAACGGAAACUGGACGAGGAUGGGCUGAUACUCAUGGAGAGACACGACGAUCAUCUGGAGGACGACAUUAUUGUCAUUGAUUGAGAUCGUUGGGAAGAUUUUGUCAUUAGGAGUGCUUGUCCUGGCGGUGGCGCAGAACUGUGAUGCUGACCAGGAUGCAUGUUCGUGGGGAUGAUGAUGGUUGUCUGUUGAUCUGAAAUGCAGUAAUCUUAUCUGUCUGAUUAGCAUCGAUCGCAUUUGCUUCACCAUCCACUACGAUGGUCAGCUCCCUCCCACCAGAGCUAUGUGAUUCGAUAAUCGAAAUUGUGCUGGACGAAACUACCCUGAAGUCAUGCUCCCUGGUGUCUAAAUCCUGGGUAGGUCGCAGUCAGCGCAGCAUCUUCCGGAGGCUGCGCAUCCCUCCAGCGGGACAAUCUGUGACACCCGCAACGACAAUCCAAAUCCAACGGGCGGUCGAAGCACUCAACACCUACCCCCACCUGCUGCCGCUCGUUCGGGAACUGUCAGUCGCGAUCCCAAGAAAUGGCGCGGGGCAGAUCGCUCUAGGGAACCUCGUCGUUCUGGUCGCCCCGCGCCUUGAGCGGCUCGAGCUCGACGGAUGCGUCAACUCGUGGCCGCGCAUUGUACCUGAUCUGCGAGACGUCCUGCUCGCGACGAUGAGUGCACCGCGCGUGGACCGAGUGUAUCUCACGCGACUGGCGUCCUUCCCGGUUUCUGCGAUACACGACAUCCUGCAUACGAGCCGCGCGGUUGCACUGACGGACGUUGUGGUCAGGGACGACGGGAGCACCCCCAUGAAGCUGGUGAUGCAGCAGCCCCCGCCGCUUCGGUACCUCCAUCUCCCCUGGUUCACUAUCCGGCCCAUCCUUCUCGCAGCGCUGCCGCAUGGCCCCAGGACGUACUCCCUGUUGGAGUUUCUGCGCGUCGAGCGCUAUGACGGGCAUUAUCGGCCGAUCCUGCAGGCAGCAGCCACCACGCUGGUCACACUGGAACUUACCAGCUCUGAUGGUGUAGUCGACUGGGAGUUUCCCCUCCUCCCCGCACUCCAGACUCUCGAUCUUUCUUUUGCGGCGAAGAACGUGGACUCGCUGUGCAUCACACUGCCUCCGUCGGUGUUGUCCUGCAUCUCUCGGCUGCCCAGCUUCGCACCUGUGGUCGAACGCCUCGUGCUCCGCGUAACGGUCCAGAUCUUCGUCGUGCGGCCGCUUAAGUGGGUCGACCCCGAGGCUCGAAGCAUGCUUUCCCAGCCCGUCAUCGUUGAGCCCUUCGGAGAUUCGGGAUACGGGGAUGCGUUGCCGUGCUUCCGAGAGAUGGAGGUCACGAUGGCUUACGGAGAUCCGAUGAGGACAUUGGAAAACAUGCCUGCCGAGUAUGCGGCCCCCGUGCUGAGCACGUUUCGAGCAUGCGAGCAGUAUAUGGGCGAUAAAUUUCCCGGCCUGAAGAGUGCUGGAGGUCUGCGCGUC